AAAAAAAAAGUCCAUGACCGCGUUUUUCUCUUCUCCCUUUCGUGCCGCCGGCCGGGUCUACUCAUCCCCGUCUUGUAGCUGCAGCUACCUUUCCUUGGCCCCCUCAAAAUCCUCCAACCAAUCCCACCAGCUGCUCAUCUCGAAUCUGCCCGGAGACCUCCCAACACCCUCACCGUCCACCCAGUUCGUGCAGCUGCCCGGCGUUCAGGGAUCGGGGAAAAAAAGGCGCUUUGGUGGUUCUUGCGGGCGAAUCUCGCGGCGAUUCGCUCAGAUUUGGAUUUAGGGUUUAGGUGGUGGUGGUGGUGAUCGGUCUGUGCCGCCGGGAGAGAUGUCGGCGGCUGUGGCAUGCGCGGAGAGGGCGACCAACGACAUGCUGAUCGGCCCGGACUGGGCGGUCAACAUCGAGCUCUGCGACAUCAUCAACAUGGAUCCCGGACAAGCAAAGGACACACUCAAGCUCCUAAAGAAACGUCUUGGAAGCAAGAAUUCAAAAGUGCAAAUUCUAACACUUUAUGUGCUAGAGACGCUAAGCAAAAAUUGUGGGGAUAUUGUUCAUCAACAGAUCGUUGAGCGUGACAUAUUGAGUGAAAUGGUUAAGAUAGUAAAGAAGAAGCCAGACUUAAACGUCCGCGAGAAGAUAUUGAGUUUGAUUGACACAUGGCAAGUGGCAUUUGGAGGUCCAUCCGGAAAAUAUAAACAGUAUCAUGUGGCUUACCAAGAACUCAGGGCUGCUGGUGUUGAUUUUCCACCUCGUGAGGAAAAUUCAGUCCCGUUGUUUACACCACCUCAAACGCAACCAUUAAGACAUCCACAUCUAUAUCCACCUCCAGGUCAAAGCUAUGAAGAUGCUGCCAUACAAGCUUCUCUUCAGUCUGCCCCUCCUGCACCUCCCCUCAGUCUGAGUGAGAUUCAAAGUGCUCGAGGUAUUGUGGAUGUGUUAGAUGAAAUGUUAAAUGCUCUGGACCACCGGCAUCCUGAGGGUGUAAGGGAGGAGGUGAUUGUUGAUCUUGUUGGCCAAUGUCGAUCAUAUCAAUCUCGUGUCAUGGAUCUUGUUAACAGUACUGGCGACGAGAGCCUUCUAUUUCAGGCUCUAGGACUAAAUGAUGAGUUACAGCGUGUUGUUCAGCGUCAUGAUGACAUAGCAAAGGGGAUCCCUCCUGGUACUGGAGCACCUGUACCUGCUUCUGCAAAUGUCAACCAAGGGACUGCGCCACCUAGGUCCACUGCGGUUUCAUUUUCUCCACUUCUAAAUGUACAUGAGGACGAUGAACCGGAAGACGAGUUCUCUGUGCUUUCCCGUAGGUCUGCAAGGGAUGGCGCAGUACCACAGAACAAUCUGCCUUCUGCUACAAGAAAUGAAAGGCCAUACCCAAGCCCACUUCUUCCUCCUCCACCAGCAUCGAAGAGGCCUGUUUACAGUGAGGCAAGCAGUAUUGACUAUCUUAGUGGUGACUCCUACAAGUCAGAAAAGGUUCCAGAUGAUUUCAUCAACCCAACUGCUCCAUCUAAUAUAUCUACAUCAUCCCAUUCAAAGCCAGAAGUAUAUCCGCCACCAAGUUAUGGUAGCAGGCCAGACAGUGUGUCUGAUGACUUUAUAAACCCAACUGCACCUAGCUUCUCUGCGCCUUCUCGUCCUACAAAUGAGGAGCCAACCCAUUCAUCUGUUAAGCGGCAGGAAAGUCUACCUGACGAUGACUUCAUAAACCCAACUGCUCUUCCUGGUUUCUCGUCAUCUUCAGCUAGUAAGGAGUCCAGUGAAGAUCUUCCAAAGGCUCCAUGGGAAUCACAAGCUGCUGCUGCAGGUUCCCUGCCGCCACCUCCAGCGAGGUAUGGCCAGAGACAGCAGUACUUUGAGCAAAAUGUGUAUUCCGGUGGGAGCAAUGGAGGUGGUUACGAUGGACUGAUGACACAGACUGAAAACCUCUCCCUGAACCCACGGAGCAGUGAGAGUGCAUCACGGCCAACAGCAUCCCGCCAGGCUAAACCCGAGGACUCCCUUUUCAAGGACCUGGUCGACUUCGCAAAGACCAAGCCUUCGUCUCCAUCGAAACCAGCCAACAGCCGCAGGACCCGCUAAACGAUAUAUGUACAUUGAGUUGUCCAGCUAUUCAUUUCACAGGUUAGCAGCGGCUUUAGAUUAUACCCAAUGAAAUAAGGGCGCUUGAAGACAGGUUUUCAUUGCGUUGCGUUGCAUGGGGAAUUAUUUUGGUUGCGUUUAGAAUCACAGCUGUCAGAUACAGACAGUACUUGGUCAUAAUCAUGGGUGUGUGAUGUCUAGUUAGCUGCUCUUAAAUCUCUGUGUUGUCGGCUUUACUUUUUUUUUCCUUUUUACUUAGCUGUGUAUAUAUAUGUUACCCGAUUGGACAGCAGUAUUCAUAGUUGAGUUUGCAGACAAGACUUGGCUGAUUAUUUUCAGUUAGGAUAAAUUUGGUGCCCAUGGUCAAUUGUUGGCUGCUUGUUUUUCGUA
This is a messenger RNA of Sorghum bicolor (sorghum), 2467 nucleotides long. RefSeq names its product TOM1-like protein 2. Gene Ontology annotation, biological process: protein transport to vacuole involved in ubiquitin-dependent protein catabolic process via the multivesicular body sorting pathway. Gene Ontology annotation, molecular function: ubiquitin binding; phosphatidylinositol binding. NCBI's taxonomy places the organism in Eukaryota, Viridiplantae, Streptophyta, Magnoliopsida, Poales, Poaceae. The coding region runs from base 329 to 2077 and encodes 582 amino acids. The record is from RefSeq and is a predicted model, not a curated record. The transcript has 10 exons.